AUGUCAUCUAAACCCCCACCGUUCAUUCCAACGAACCCGUUGGGUUCCGAUUCGGACAUGCCGUCUUUCGCCGUCAAUCACGAAUUCGAUCUAUACGACGCGGACGACGCCGGUCACCCUACCGGAACAAUAUUCGACUUUACGACCGGCGAACUACUUGAUCCGACCAUAUUUGGGGAACCUAAUAAGGUAUUCCCUUCUGGUCCCGGACAUGUUUUACAGCCCAAUUCGAACAGGGCAGCGCCUGGCUACUCGUCUAUUCCUUCUCAUCGUGGUUCUUCCUCGUCCUCUUCAUCCAGGGCAAGCGGAAACACCAACUCGCCGAAGACUAGUAAUUCUUCGACCGAUGCGAUGGUGACCGAUGAACCCUACUCGGCAUGGAAUCUCGAAAAUGAGGCCAAACAUAAUGACUCGAACUUUAUGUUCGAUACUUUGGACCCUUCAACUAUGGACAUGUCCGCAGUUUUCGAUUUCGAUAGUGCCUCGAGCAGUCCUAGCCCUCCAACGAAUAACGUCGUACAAGAUUCAUCCGCAGCUGGAAAUGCUGCCCCGAAGGCCCCUGCUGCUAAGAGAAUCAAGGGGCACCACAAGGGACAAUCGCAACAUUCCCUAACCAAGUCGAUGAACGGGCUGAAGACGAGUGCCUCUAGAGAAGGCUCUCCUAUGUCAAGCAUCGCAGUUAGCCAGGAGCCUUCGCCGUCAACCAUGUUCAAAAAUUCACCCUCCCCUGACAAUACCGCUAACCAUUUUCAUGGCCUACCAAACAUGAAUAUGACGUCGGUCUGGCAACCAAUGACAGGCGUACAGACCAAUGGCUCGGCUCCCCAGGUCAGGCAAGAUUCGAUGAACCUUCCGGCUCCGACUCAUAGUCUUCCGUCCUACUCGCCGCAAAUGAACCUCCCUCGGCCGAGAUUGGUGGUUCAACCUACGCCUCUCAAAUCAAGGGUUGAGACUCAAAUACCGAUCAAGCUAACUCUCCAUCACUUGCCCCCGGGAAUUAAAAGACUUCACUUGCCAACCCAUACGAUAUCAAAACCCAAGUUGCUCGCAAAACCCGUAGCGACGCGGUCUCCUGACAUGCUCGAAUUGUAUACGAUGUUAGUCUGCACUAGCGCUAUGCAGGACCCGGUAAAGCUCCAGCGUGCAUUCAAACGGGCCGCAGUACUUCAGCAUGACUUCCACGGCCCAAAGCGACCCAGUGACAGCAGCGAAGAUGAAGAGCACAAACCUCAGAACGGAGGCGAGGUACGAAUAUGUGCUGGUUGUAUAACUCGGGAACGUAAGCGUGCUGGUCGCAAAAAACAUAAGAAGCCGGAGGAAGAGGAGCUAUGGAAUCGAUACGAGCAUCAGCGAGUCAUUGUCUUUAAUACUCAAGAAGUUAAAGAGUGGCAAGCCGUCACUCCCCACAUGGCUGAUCCUACUGGAGCCGGGUUGCCUGACCUUUCCGUACCUGAAGGUACCGUCCAGGUAGAUGCGCCAAUGCGUAUAGCUUGCUAUUGCCGACACCAUGGCGAGAAGAUGGGAUUCCAGGUCAUCUUUACUAUGAAGGACUACAAGGACAACGUUGUUGCUCAACAGAUCUCCUCCUCGAUCAUGAUUACUGAUGAUCACAAGACACAUCUCCCUACAACCUCUGCGGCACAAUGUUCGAAUCCCUCUGUGCCACCUUUAGGAGUUUCGCCAAUGCAUGCUACGAACGAUGUGAAAUCAGGCGAAGCCCAAUUGAUGUUCCACUCAUCGCAAUCAGCCUCUGAUCUCCAAGGAUUGGCGCAAAAUGGAAACUUCGCUUUCCCUACUGCCCCAGUCAACAACAAUCCCCAGCCUACACCCGCGCCCGCGCCAUCCCGUAACCUGUCUAGACAAGGAUCUCCGGCGAGCCCUUCGGCUCCCGUAUCUAAGAAGAGAAAGGCAAGCGGGUCCAUGAAGCUUCCGAGCGGCUUAGCAAUGACGAGACUCGAGACGAGUCAAUCACCGCCCACGAUGCCUCUGGGACCACAGAACGAGUCGGCCGUCACAUCUGCAGCCACAUCGCCAUUCUCGCCGAAUAUGACAACUUUUCCAAUGGCUACAGAUCCCUUGUUUGCUCAUGGGCAACAGGCAACUCUUAACAACAUUGGACAGCAUUUCCCAACCGGGCCUCCUACACCUAAUAGCAAUAGUCCUGAGCUCAUGUUUGCCUCGGGAGGUAGGAACUUAAGUCUUGACGUGGGUGCUCAGCUGUUCUCUGCGCCCACAUCGGCGCAUCCCAGCCGUGCUCCUAGUCCGAACCGGCUGAGAAAUGAGAUUCAGAACAUGCCCCACGCUCCACUUGGUCAAAAUAUGUUCAACGCAUCUGCUAUCAUGAAUUCGAAUAGAGCGCCGCCACCGAUGAUUUAUAAGAUCAUUCCUAGCGAGGGCCCAAAGUCGGGAGGUGUUGAGGUGACAAUUCUUGGUAGCGGUUUCACUAAUGGGGGACUCGAGGUCAUGUUUGGAGAGCAAAGGGCAGCUACAACCACAUACUGGGGCGAGACGUCGUUAGUCUGUCUUCUACCGCCGUCCCCUACUGCUGGGAUAGUUCCGGUAUCGAUCAGACAGCCUGGCGUAGCUCCCCAGCAUUCGUUUACUGGCAACCAGCAGCCGCUGUUUCGAUAUGUCGACGACGACGAACAUCGCUUAAUUCGUACAGCGCUUACUGUUUUGGGCAACAAGCUCGGUGGGAAGAUGACAGAUGUGGCGGAUAUCGCAAGAAAUAUUAUCUACGGGUCCGGUGGAUCUGGAAAUGGUGGCUCUUGGGGUCCUUCUCCCGGAGGAUCUCAAACCCCCAACACCAAUUUUAACAGCCUCGAGCAAGAUCUCUCGGAAUCCCCAGAACUAGGGCUUCUUCGUGUUCUUGAACUGAUCGAUCUGGAUGACAGCGCCAACAAGGCGAAGAUCAAUUUAAGGAGGUCCAGUGGACAGACAAUGCUUCAUUUAGCUUGCUCCCUAGGACUCGCUCGCUUUGUCGCCGGGCUUCUGUCGCGUGGAGCUAAUGUUGGCGUGCGGGAUAAGGGAGGUUUCACUCCUUUGCACAUGGCGGCGAUGAAUGAUCACCCAGAGAUCGUCCGGCGCCUAAUCAUGAAAGGGGCUGACCCGAAUAUGCGAACCCUUUCGGGUCUUACUCCCGCCGAUGUUGCUCAGUCUAGCGACGUGCUUCGGGUGCUGCGACAAAUCGAGAAUCACUCCAGGUCCCGGAGCAACGGAUCUCUCCAUAGUAGGGCUAACAGUGCUACCUCCCUCAGAUCAUUGUGGGAUCCGCCGUCAAUAACUCCGGCAGCACACCGUGAGGAAUUUAUGUCUGACGACUCGAGCUCAGUCGAUGAUAGUAAUGAUAGCGAUGAAGAUGCAUCAGAAGAGAGGGAUAGCGACGAGGAAAAUCCCGAUUGGCUGGAUAUGAGACGGUCAAGCUUCCCACACACUCAUAAGUCAAGUGAUGAAGACGCUGUCCCCGCGUCACCGAGCGCGGCAGUAACAGCUAUACGAGAUCAAUUUGGAGCGCAACUGCAACAAUGGCAACAUUCCAUGACGAUGCACUUCCAGAAUUUGGCGCAACUUCAGAUGCCGCACAUGCAGAUGCCCCAAAUGCCAACUUUGCCGCCUAUACCCGUCUUCCCAGAUUACCAAGCCUAUCUGAACUCGGCACCUGUCGUACAGCGCAUUAGUUCUCUUGUCCCUAACAUCCGAGGUUCGCGUCAUGCCGAUGAACAGCCUCCACAAGAACAACCCCCGCUAGACGCUCAUGCCAAACGAUGGGAGCUGCCCUUCUUCGGCGCCAAGGAGUCACCACCACCAGCCUAUAACACUAUCUUCCCAGAAAGCCCACGGAGCCACUAUGAUACGAAACAGGCCUCGGCAGCAGCUGCAGCCGCCGAUUUUGAGGCUGACAGUAAAUGCGCUGCUCUUUACGACCAAGCCAUUGGAGAAACUUCUACGGAAAUGUCAGAAACACAUGAAGUGCCCGCGUUACUUGAGAUCGGACGCAAGCGCAACAUCACCAAGGAACAGCAAGAACACUUACAGCGAGCUCAUGCUCAGAGACUUAAGACCGGCAGCAGUGACAAGAAGCUGUGGUUUGUCUGGGUAAGUAACGCGAAGCCCCUUUUUAUGAGACGAUGA
Annulohypoxylon truncatum is the source of this 4131-nucleotide messenger RNA. RefSeq lists its product as uncharacterized. NCBI's taxonomy places the organism in Eukaryota, Fungi, Ascomycota, Sordariomycetes, Xylariales, Hypoxylaceae. The record is from RefSeq and is a predicted model, not a curated record. The coding region runs from base 1 to 4131 and encodes 1376 amino acids. Gene Ontology annotation, molecular function: protein binding. The transcript is spliced from 2 exons.